UUCGAGACUACACAACAGUAAGCUGAUAACACACCUCUACUGGUGUUUCAUUUGAUUAAACACAUGCACGUUCUAUAUGAUAUUUCCUCCAGAAGAGCCAGCUGGCAAGUCUACCCAGGAUACAUCCAUCCAUCAGGACACAGUUUAUGAUGCCUUGAAAUCACCACGUGUUGAUAUAUAGAGAGUGCAGCGUCGGUUUGAACUCUCACCACAUUUUUGGGUGUGACGUCACUAUCUACAGAGGCUCUCUCGAGUGGUGUCCUGUACCGUGCAACUGUGAGGGGGGCAUUAUCCCAAAACGUCAAAACAUGAGGAAGAGAAACGCCAAGCAGGAGUCACAGCAGCCGGAGGAAAAGACAAACCAGAAGAGCUUCACAAAGAGAGGAGAACCAGCCGAAAUUAAAACAUGUGAGGCCGGCCAGUCGAAAUCAGGUAGAGGCUGGCUGAGGCGGAUUAAACGCCUGUUCCUGACGCUCUUUGUUGUCUACAUCAGCGUGCCUUUCCUUAUCCGCCUCUUCCCAGCGCUGUUGGCCAACGUGGUCUACCUCAGUGCACUGAAAGCCCCGUUCUUCGUGGACCUCCAGCGCCCUGAGGAUCUGCAGCUGAACCACACGGCAAACUUCUACCUCUCCCCCGAAGAGGGGGUCCGCAUCGGGGUCUGGCACACGGUGCCCGACAGCAGGUGGCAGGAAGCCCAGGGGGAGGGGCUUAGCUGGUACGAGUCGGCCCUCCGAGACCAAGCGCCCAUCAUCAUCUAUCUCCAUGGAAACGGCGGGACCAGGGCUAUCGGUCACAGAGUGGAACUCAUAAAGGUGUUGAGUGCUGCUGGAUUCCACGUGUUAGCCCUGGAUUACAGAGGGUUUGCAGACUCGACGGGGGACCCCAGUGAGGAGGGCAUGACCGCCGACGGCGUGUACCUGUACCGCUGGGUGAAGGAGCGCAGUUCGGGCAGCCCGGUCUGCUUCUGGGGUCACUCUCUGGGCACAGGAGUGGCCACCAACGCAGCUUGCAGGUUACAAGACCAAGGAAGCCCCCCGGACGCGGUGAUCCUUGAAGCCCCCUACACCAACAUCCGAGAGGAGGGGGCACACCACCCCUUCGCACAGAUCUAUAGGAUUUUUCCAGCGUUUGAAUACUUCUUUCUGGACACCAUGGCCCUCAGCAACAUAUUCUUCCCUAACGAUGAGAACUUGAAGUCCAUGUCCAGUCCCCUGAUGAUUCUGCAUGCAGAGGAUGACCACGUGGUGCCCUUUGAAAUGAGCAGAAAGCUGUACGAGAUUGCACUGAAGUCCCAGCACUCCCAGGAGAACGUCAAGCUGGUUUCAUUCGAUGGCUCUCUUGGAUAUCGACACAACAACAUUUACAAGGACCCCAAGCUGCCAGCUCUGCUGUGGGAGUUUCUACAGCCUGUGGCAGAAUUCUGAUCACACAUAGCUUUUUAGAAAAAAAAAUAAAAAUAAAUAACAAUUCCAUUAAUAUUGCACUGAAUGUAGACUGUUGUAAAGUUGUUUGAAACCUGAUUUGUAAAAUAAUGAAAAGCUAAAUAAAAAAGGUGGCAGUAAUAAAAGGAGACUCAUGCAACACAAACAUGCCCAACAGGCAAUUUCCCCCUUGAUUAAAUAUUGUACACAUCCAUUUUACGUUAAAGAAAUUCCAACAGGACAGCAUAUGAAGUUCACUAAAGUUUGUGCUGUAAACUAUGCUACCAAAACUCCUGUUCAUCACUGCAGAAUACAAGCUACAGUGGGUUGGUUACCCAAAUAACCACAGCUCUCAUAGCAUUCCAUUAAAACAACUACAUUUGGAAGAGUGAUGUACCCAAUUGUAAUCAUUGGAAUUCAAGAAAAUCUUUCCUCGACAUUUGACAAAAAAUAAAAGGGGUGUGUGCUCACAAUAGAAACCUGCAUGCAAAGAACAGGUUCUGGAAAAUGUGCUUUUAUUGUUUGAACAGUACAGAAAUCUUGCUUGUAUCAGAUGACAAGUCUGAAAGCCGCAUUUUCAAAAAUUAAACUUUUUUUUUUGUACCCUCUA
Messenger RNA from Acipenser ruthenus (sterlet), 2031 nucleotides. Its product is annotated as lysophosphatidylserine lipase ABHD12-like. Bases 309 to 1424 code for a protein of 371 amino acids. Gene Ontology annotation, biological process: monoacylglycerol catabolic process; phosphatidylserine catabolic process. Gene Ontology annotation, cellular component: endoplasmic reticulum membrane. Lineage: Eukaryota; Metazoa; Chordata; Actinopteri; Acipenseriformes; Acipenseridae. The record is from RefSeq and is a predicted model, not a curated record. The transcript is spliced from 14 exons. Gene Ontology annotation, molecular function: phosphatidylcholine lysophospholipase A1 activity; monoacylglycerol lipase activity.